Messenger RNA from Striga hermonthica, 1569 nucleotides. The record is from the annotation of a GenBank genome assembly. NCBI's taxonomy places the organism in Eukaryota, Viridiplantae, Streptophyta, Magnoliopsida, Lamiales, Orobanchaceae.
AUGACCAACCCAAUAUGCGCAGCGUACAACCAGCACACCGUCACCAAGCCGCCGCCGUGGAUCUCCGCCGCUGGAAAAUCCUCGGCACCCCAGGACCUCAGGUCCAAGCUCCGAACGGACCCGGACUCCGUCGCGUCUGCCGCCGGCGACUACGGUAACCUCAUCCGGGAGGAGCCCGCCGCCGUCCUCCGCCCUUCCUCCGCCGCCGACAUCGCCGACCUAGUCCGCCUCUCCAACGCCUGUCCGUCCCCGUUCCCCGUCGCCGCCAGGGGACGCGGCCACUCCGUCGCCGGCCAGGCGGCGGCCCCCGGCGGCGUGGUUGUCGACAUGUCCGCCCUGCGCGAGGACGCCGGCCUCGCCGCCGGAGGCGGCGUCCGGGUGUCGUGGAGCCCGUCGCUGGGGUACUUCGCCGACGCAGGCGGCGAGCAGCUGUGGAUCGACGUUCUUCGGGCCGGGCUCGAACACGGGCUCGCGCCGGUCUCGUGGACGGACUACCUCUACCUGACGGUCGGCGGCACGCUGUCCAACGCCGGAAUUAGCGGCCAGUCGUUCUCGCAGGGACCUCAGAUUAGCAACGUCCUUGAACUCGAUGUUAUUACCGGCAAAGGGGAUUUUGUGACAUGCUCGAAAAACGCGAAUUCAGAGCUUUUUUUCGCGGUUCUUGGCGGGUUGGGACAGUUCGGCAUCAUAACUCGUGCACGAAUCGUCUUGCAGAAAGCCCCAACUCGGGCAAAAUGGGUAAGAUUGAUGUAUAGUGACUUCUCAAAGUUCACUGAUGAUCAAGAGCAUCUCAUCUCAAUCAAUGGCGGACCUAACUACGUGGAGGGAUCGAUCAUAACCGAUCACAGCCCUCCGAAUAACUGGCGAUCGUCCUUCUAUUCGCCGUCCGAUCAAUCAAGAAUCUUUUCCUUGGUUCAGAAAAAUCGUGGCCUAAUUUACUCGUUAGAGCUCGUCAAAUACUAUGAUCAUGACAAUGCCAACACCAUCGAUCAGGAAAUCGAGUUUUUGCUGCAAGAUUUGAACUUUAUUCCCGGGUUUGUUUUCAAGAAAGAUGUCCCUCUAAUGGACUUUCUGAACAGAGUCGGGAUUUCGGAAAAUCAAAGGUCGGAAAAUAAGUCGGAGGCUCAUCCAUGGCUGAAUCUCUUCGUGCCGAGAUCACGUAUCAUGGAUUUUAACGAAGGCGUUUUCUUGAACAUCAUUUGUAGAAAUAACAAGACGUCUGGCCCCAUUCUCUUCUAUCCCUUUCACAAAAGAAAAUGGGACGAGAGGAUGUCUGCCGUGAUACCGGACGAGGAGAUAUUCUACACGCUCGGGCUUCUGUCGUCGUGCGGGCCCCACGAGGUCGAAGGCUUUCAAAAGCUCAACGAAGAGAUUAUAGAUUUUUGCGAAAAAUGCGACAUAAACAUCAAGCAAUACCUACCAAGUUACAGUUCCAAGGAAGACUGGAAGAAGCAUUUUGGGUCCAAAUGGGACAUUUUUCAGGAAAGAAAAGCAAAGUUCGACCCAAAUAUGAUAUUGUCUCCAGGACAGAGGAUUUUCAAUUCCUCAACUAUGGAAUAUGAUAUGUGA